Messenger RNA from Brassica napus (rape), 999 nucleotides. RefSeq lists its product as uncharacterized. NCBI's taxonomy places the organism in Eukaryota, Viridiplantae, Streptophyta, Magnoliopsida, Brassicales, Brassicaceae. The record is from RefSeq and is a predicted model, not a curated record. The coding region runs from base 260 to 724 and encodes 154 amino acids. The transcript is spliced from 2 exons.
CAUAAAAUUAGUUAGUGGAUAUGUCCUUUAACUUAGGUAAUUUAAUUCUGACAAAUCAUGUAAGGUGAAACGUGUGUUAAUUGGGUUAUUAUAGGUCUUCUCUGUAGGUGUUUAAACCCGAUCAACAGUUUGAUGGGCGGGUUGUGUUUCCCUUCUUCCGAUUCUACACACAGACAUCUCACGCUAAUUUCGAUAUUGCCACUGAUUUCUAAAUCAACGUACCAACUAAACCGGAAAUAAACCGUAACCGGUUAAAGCUAUGAGCGAUUUAUUAGCUGAGACACUAACACGGAGUGACUCGGUUGCUAAGAAGCGAGUCAGACACGAGUUGGACGAGCUAGUUCUCGACUCGCCUGGCGUGAAGCGGUUCAGAGACGAUUUAUUCGAUGACUCGGGUCAUGACUCAGAGAUUCAAGAUCUUGACUCGUUGAUGAAAAGCUUCGAGGAUGAGUUGUCGUCGACCACGACGGAGCAAGGCUCGGGCGACACUCUGGCGGAUCUUGGUUACCUUUUUGAAGCUUCCGACGACGAGCUAGGUUUGCCUCCGCCACCAUCCCCACCGUCGACGCUUCUUCCUCCGUCGUCUGAAGAAACGGAGAAGACGGCGACGGAGUUGGUACGCGCGUUGUCGGAAGUCGACGUAGCAUGUUACGAAUAUUCCGAUGUUUGUUUAGAUUCCGGUGACAUGUUUUCAUGGCGGCCGGAAACUUUACCGGCGGAGUAAACAAUAAUCCCGAGUGUUUUUGUAAAGCGAAACGGUGGCGUUUGUGGAAAGCGUGUGGCCAUAUAUAGGAUCUCUAUGUAAAGAUUUUUAGGACUAGAGAGAUCAAAUGGUUAGUGUAGUAAAUUGCUUUAGAUUAGUUUAUAAGAAUCCAUUUUACUUUGUUCCAGGAUCUGUUCUGUUGAUCUUGAAUCAUCUUCUUCCUUUGUUUGUGUUAAAAUUAAAGUAUUGUCAAGAAUUUAAGCCCAUAUAUUUAUUAGCAUAUGAGAUUGAGAUCA